Aspergillus oryzae RIB40 is the source of this 1164-nucleotide messenger RNA. RefSeq lists its product as uncharacterized. The record is from RefSeq and is a predicted model, not a curated record. NCBI's taxonomy places the organism in Eukaryota, Fungi, Ascomycota, Eurotiomycetes, Eurotiales, Aspergillaceae. Bases 1 to 1164 code for a protein of 387 amino acids. The transcript has 4 exons.
AUGGCAGACAUCAUCCGACUUUUCAUGGCGCAAAUACGCCAGCAUCUGACCGCUAGCGAUCUCGCCAAGUUGGCCCGCGUGUCGCAUGAGUUGAACGAUUUGGCAACACCGUACCUGUAUCAGACAGUACACUUCCAUAGCCCCGGGCGCAUCAAGCCGGAUGAUCAGCUGUUGUCGCAACUGGAUAUCCUCGGAAAUCUCCACUUCAACAAACUCGUAUAUACAAGGCGCGUGGUCGUGUCAGGAUCAUGCUGGGACAUGCAAGUUUCACUGACACAGGUCUUGCUGACGACCGUAUUGCUGCAACAGAGGCUGCGGUGCUUACGAAUUCGUAUGGGUACGGACUGCACCCCGAAGCCGUUCUUUCGCCCAACCUUGCACCUCCACACAACAGUCAAGCUAAGGGUGAUGCACCUCACCCAAGUCGAUACCGUCGUGGUUUUACAAUCCUUAGGUGUGGCUCUGAAGCAUGCUACACAACUAGAGCGCCUUUCUAUAUGGGCCGAUGACCGUGCCGAGCUCAGCAUUAGCAGUCUCGUGGAGGACUGGCAUAAACCUGCUCCAUUUCGAUUGCGCUCUUUGGACAUUCGUGGGUUUUCCGACAUAGGAAUCCCCGCGAAGAGCAUGUGGGCAGCAAUUCCACCAACCGAACUGAGAGAACUGACGCUAGAGCUAGGACCGAGCCUCCUGGUGCAGGAUCUAACGGAGUUCUGGGAUGCGUCUGUUGAAGCUGACUUGCGUCCGCUUAGGUUGAGGGUGAACCUAGGUAUCAAGGGCAUUCAAGAAUUCAUUUCGUCUUUCAGUGGCUUGGAGGCAUUUCACCUCGUCCCAUCUGACACACUACGACCGAUGGAGCCAAUCCGCGUUCUCGUGGAUGCUCUCAGAAGGCACCAUUCUUCCACUCUGAAGGUGCUGGGCCUGAGUCCGUUUUUGGAUGGGUCGAAGUAUGUGCUGGACGUGCCAGAUAUCAAGUAUUUGGUAGGGGCGUUGCCAGAUAUCGAAGAACUUCGCACUUCAUCGUUUAUCUUUUACGAAAAGGCUAUGCCAGGAAUCUUACCUAUGUGGCCUUUGACGAUACCACCGUGCGCGAAAUCCGCCGAAAUCCGAUACGGCUUUCCGACGGAGUCUCUCGUGUUGGAUAUGUCGGUGGCACGGUCCUAUUGA